Molecule: messenger RNA, 2153 nt
Organism: Drosophila ficusphila
Lineage: Eukaryota; Metazoa; Arthropoda; Insecta; Diptera; Drosophilidae
Product: solute carrier family 52, riboflavin transporter, member 3-A
Exons: 2
Coding region: 553-2016 (487 amino acids)
Biological process (GO): riboflavin transport
Cellular component (GO): plasma membrane
Molecular function (GO): riboflavin transmembrane transporter activity
Source: RefSeq, a predicted model, not a curated record
UUUAACAACUCACGGGAAUGCCGUUGGCUAAUAUGCCCUUCUAAAAUCAUUGUUAAUAAGUAUCUUACGUUCGCUCUCUUUGGCGCACGUGCGCUGCUUUCGGUAUUUUUUUAUCGGUCGGAACAGCUGUUCGGCUGUAAGUUUUAUUCUCGCCAAUGUUUAUUAAUUCAAAUUCCGCUUUGAAGUGAUCAAAUGGAAGACAAAUUUUGCCACAGCUGGACAAGCUCUCCUCCAGUCGCCUCCGCAUCCUGGAAACUCCUGCAUUUCGUAUUCUGCAGUACCAUCGAAUAAAAUUCCCAGAAUAUUGCAUAAGAAACCUAAUAUUCCCAUCGAAGCUGCGACAGUUAAUUGAAAGUUCGACUUUGUAUUAAACAGUCAAUUGUUUCGCAUUUCGCCAAUUGAGGAAUUGAUUUUUAAUAACUACCCAAGUGGAGGAAUCAAGCGCUUUUGGCCUGCACUUCCCAUCGUACAGCCACAGUGGCCUGGAUCGAGAAAUCUAAUCGCGCCGCAGGGACCAUAAAUUAAUUCGAAGAGUACGCUCCGAAUCCGAAUAUGAGCAGGUACCAGAAAGGCCGAGGAGCCGGUGGCCCCACGAAUCCGGCUGGGCCAGUCUACGGCGUGAUCUCGUCGUCGGACGACACUGCUCCGAAUCUCGCGGAUUUCGCCAGAAGACCUUCACUUGAGGCCAGAAAAAGUGAGCUGGGCUUGUUCUUGAACUGGGGAAGCCCGAAAAUGAGUGUGGAAGUUGCGGCGAAGCUGAGAGAGCGCAGCUGGAUCGUCGACGUGCUGACCAUUUUCUUCGGCAUUGGCACCUGGUUGGGCGUUAAUGGUACUUUCAUUCAACUGCCCCUGCUCGUGGACGAGGCACCGGAGGGCUGGAGCCUGCCCUCCUACCUCAGCGUGAUGGUCCAGAUUGGCAACCUGGGUCCGCUGCUCUACACGGCCAUCCAGAAAUAUUCACCCAAAAAGUUGAACGACGGCUGGACAAUCCACGGAGUGCUCUUGGUGGGAGCCCUUUCUUGCUUACUAACGGCCUUCUUCUACAACCGGACUGCUACCGUGGCAGGAGUGGAUCACAGCCUGGCCCUAUUCGUGCUGACCUGCUUUACGGCGCUGAACGCCUGCACCAGUUCGGUACUCUUCAUGCCCUACAUGGGUCGCUUCAAGGAGCAGUACAUGGUCACCUAUUUCAUUGGCGAGGGGCUUAGUGGACUCCUGCCUAGCGUGACCGCUUUGAUCCAGGGAAUUGGCAAGAGCGGCGACUGUGUCUUGGUCAAUGUAACCGAAACCGGCCAGGAGAUCUACGAGCUGCAGAAGACACCGCCACGAUUUGACACCCGAGUUUUCUUCCUCAUCCUCUUCGCACUGAUGGUGCUUUCCUACGUGGGAUACACCCUGCUCAACUCCCUUUCAGUGGCCAGGAGGGAAUAUGCCGAAGUGACCGUCAGCGAGGGCAACAAGUACGUUUACGGAGAGGCGGAAAACCAACCCAAGGCGGACAAGCUCAGCAAGGGGCAGUACACAUACCUUCUGUUACUGAUCGGAGCCAUCUCGCUGUUCAGCAACGGGAUGUUUGGGAGCAUCCAGUCCUACUCCAGUGCCCCGUAUGGAUCCCAGGCUUAUCACCUGUCGGCCACAUUGAGUGUCAUUGCCAAUCCCGUGGCGUGCUUCAUGGCCAUGUUCCUGCAUUUCACAUCGCUACGCAUCAUCACCGUGCUCUCUAUCCUAGCUGGUGUGCUGACCAGCUACGUGUUUACCACGGCUGCCCUGAGUCCACUGCCGCCACUCCACGAUCAGACAGUGGGAGCCGUACUGGUGGUCACCGCUUGGACUUUGCUGGUAGGGAUCGUCAGCUACACGAAGCUGGGAAUCACCACCGUGAUGCGGGCGCAGGGCGGACAGUCGCUGGUAUGGGUGGGCGCCAUCACGCAGCUGGGGUCCGCUAUCGGGGCGGUGGCCAUCUUCUUCGCCAUUAACUACUCGGAUCUGUUUCAAGCCGCAGAGACGAGCUGCUGACCUAGCCGGAAGUCCGGCGGAACCGAAGUAUCCAGGAAUGCAUCGUGAUUUUUUAGAUGAUUUUAUUGUAGUAUAGUGUGAUAUUUUUAUAUAUGUAUUUUCACCUCCAUAGUCACAAUGAAGACAAUACCAAAAUA